Chenopodium quinoa (quinoa) is the source of this 2800-nucleotide messenger RNA. RefSeq names its product wall-associated receptor kinase-like 1. Gene Ontology annotation, cellular component: plasma membrane. The record is from RefSeq and is a predicted model, not a curated record. NCBI's taxonomy places the organism in Eukaryota, Viridiplantae, Streptophyta, Magnoliopsida, Caryophyllales, Amaranthaceae. The coding region runs from base 25 to 2361 and encodes 778 amino acids. Gene Ontology annotation, molecular function: ATP binding; calcium ion binding; protein serine/threonine kinase activity. The transcript has 3 exons. Gene Ontology annotation, biological process: protein phosphorylation; cell surface receptor signaling pathway.
CUUAUUGGGAAGUAUCAGUAGAUCAUGAAAUUGGUGAGAGAAAUGUUUCUUCUGAGAAUAUUAAAUUCCUUAGGAAUAUUCUUCUUUACGAUGUGGCAUUUGCUUGGUUUUCCAUGUCUUGUGUGUGCCUCAUUGUUGCAAACACAAGCAACCACCAUGCUCUCUGCUGCCAAUGCUACACUGCCUGGAUGCCCACGUAAGUGUGGGAACGUGACAAUCCCCUACCCUUUUGGCAUUGGGAGGAGAUGCUCCUUGGGGUAUAAGUAUAUUGUAGUAUGUGACACCGAAAAAAAUUUCUCUGUACCUAGAAUUUCUGGUAGACAUAUUCUUGAUUUAUCCAAGACCCAGAUUACAGUUACAGAUGGCCGUGUUGCUUCUUCAUGCAAUUUUGCUGAAGAAGGAUCAGGUGAAGAUGAGACCUGGUCUAAUGUUGAUCUGACAGGCCAACCCUAUUCUGUGUCAUCUGCCUCCAACAUCUUUGUGGUCACUGGUUGCCAUCAUUAUGGAUUGAUUGAGGCACAAACAACUACUGGUCGAGAAGUUGCUAGCUGUGUUGCCUUGUGUACUAGAGAAGAGGACUUACAUAACAAGAUGUGCUCGGGCAUUGGCUGCUGUGAGGCUCCCAUUCCAAAGGGCUUAAAGUUCUGGAAUAUUAGCCUAGAGGAUAUAUAUUACAACACAAGUGUUUCAUCAGGGAAUUGCAGCUAUGCCUACAUACUUGAAAAGUCGACCUUUAACUUUCAGGGGCUGCAGGGCCAAGACUCUGGAUAUCUGAAAAGUGUGCCUGUAGUGCUUGACUGGUUUAUUCCCAAUGAACGGUGCCAGGAUGCUCAGAAGAACUCAACUACUUAUGCAUGCCAACAGAAUACAAGUUGCAUUGAUCUUGGCCGUGCUCUAAAUGUCAUAGGCUAUCGCUGCAAAUGUCUACAUGGGUAUCAGGGAAAUCCUUAUCUUAGUCCGGGUUGUAUAGAAAUUGACGAGUGUGCAGGGGUGAAUAAUCCUUGUUCAAGCAUUUGUGUCAACACUAAAGGAAACUAUGAGUGUUACUGCCCAAGUGGUUUUUAUGGUGAUGGCAGGAAGGAUGGUACUGGCUGUCGUUCGAACAGCUUGAAAUUGAUCUUAGUUCUUGGACUUGGCUUGGGUUUGGGAUCUAUACUUCUCUUGCUCAGUGGGUUUUGGCUUUUCAUUAUAGCUAGAAGAAGAAGAAAGAGAAUGCAAAGAGCCAAAUUCUUUAAACAAAAUGGUGGUUUGUUAUUACAGCAGAAGAUGUGGUCCAAGGAUGGUAUGAUAGAAAAAACAAGAAUUUUCACUGCUGAUGAACUAGAGAAAGCUACUGAUGGCUUCAAUGAGAACAGAGUGCUGGGUCAGGGAGGUCAAGGUAAAGUUUAUAAAGGUAUGUUGAGUGAUGGAAAUGUGGUUGCCAUAAAGAAAUCUAAUAUUGGAAACAGCAAUGGGUUGAGUCAAUUCAUCAAUGAAGUGGUUAUUUUAUCAGAAAUUAAUCACAGAAAUAUUGUCAGCCUGUUGGGAUGUUGUUUGGAAACAGAAGUCCCACUGCUAGUUUAUGAAUUCAUUCCGAAUGGAGUUCUCUCAAAAUAUAUACAUGGUCCUAGUGAGGAUUUCCCUAUUACAUGGGAAAUGCGUUUACAAAUUGCUAUAGAUGUCGCAGGUGCACUCACUUAUUUACACUCCGCGUCCUCUAAGCCUGUCUUUCAUAGAGAUGUAAAAACUUCCAACAUACUUCUUGAUGCAAAAUAUAGAGCAAAAUUAUCAGAUUUUGGGACAUCAAGGUCUGUUGGUGUUGAUCAAACUCAUUUAACCACUCGUAUUCAAGGUACUUUUGGUUAUCUAGAUCCUGAAUAUUUCCGGUCAAAUCAAUUUACAGAUAAGAGUGAUGUUUAUGGUUUUGGAGUUGUUCUUGUAGAGCUCUUGACAGGAAAGAGAGCUGUUAUUCCGACUGAAUCUCAUAAUGGAAAAAGUCUUGCGUCAUAUUUUCUGUCAGCUAUGGAAAAUUCCAAUUUGUAUGAUAUUUUGGAUGCCCAAGUUGCCAAGGAGGGCAGAGAAGAAGCUAUAUUGGCUGUUUCUAACCUUGCUAAAAGAUGUCUGAACAUCGAUGGUAAGCAAAGACCAACAAUGAGAGAAGCUGCUUUAGAGUUGGAGGUAAUCAGUCAACUUCAUCAUGCUCCUGUUUCAGCUCAGAAAAAUCAGCCAGAGGUCACUGCAGAGACAUUAACAGAGAUUAAUUACAGUCUAAGUGAUAGUCUUUUGCCUCCAGACACAUCUUAUAUGGAAGAAAAUUGGUCUUUUUCUUCAAAUUGGUCCACAGGCUCCAGAAUUCAACAUGAAACUCAUGACGGGGCAUGAUUUUUCUGAACUCUGGUUUUGGCAACCAGAAUUUUAUAUGCUCUUAUUGUCUUGAUUCUUGAACCUGUAUUUGUUUGGUCAGAAAACGUGCAUGUUUCGCAUCAAAACAAUUUGCCAGAAAUGAGCUUCAAUUUUACAGAAAUCAAAGUGAGUGCAAGAUACUGUCUAUUGCAUCCUAUCCAGAAGAACAUUGCUCAUUACCUUAAAUUAGGUCUGCCUCUCCUCCUCCUCCUUCAACACCCCUAGAUCAAUAAGUGAUUACAACAUCACUGUUGUAAAUGCUGCCAAGUUAAUAAGGUAGCUAGCAAUUUGCACGGAUCUUGUUCCUGUUACUAUGUGUAUAUCCGAUUCUUACUAAUACUAUUUGUGAGCAGUAUGACUAAUGUCUAAUGAUCACUCCUGUAUUUUCUUGUAAAAAUUAUGACAUUCCGUUUCAUUC